Messenger RNA from Striga asiatica, 603 nucleotides. The record is from the annotation of a GenBank genome assembly. Lineage: Eukaryota; Viridiplantae; Streptophyta; Magnoliopsida; Lamiales; Orobanchaceae.
CUGAAAGGAUUAGACAAUGUCGCCAGUUCACAAACCGGCUUUCCUCAGGCGUUGACUGUGGCGAGGCUAGGCCUCUCUCAAGAGAAUCCGUUUUCCCGAAUCAAUGCGCGAAUUUCCUUUCCAUUCCAAUUCCCAGAAAAGGUACAAGUAAUCCCCCUACCGAACUAUGUAAUUACGGUCUUUGUUCCGGAUGGCGCACAUCAGAAAAAGACGACGGCAAGCCAUGGAAGGCGUUGGGGACCAAGAUAUCGUCUCGUUAACUCUUCUCAAUGUAAUCGACGACUCCGACUUGCAAACUUGUCAUUGAGUUCUGAUGGUAGAACCGGGCGGAAGAAAAGCAUGAAAGCAGAUUCAAUAGAAGGCGGUACUUACUGUGCUGCUAAGGGUAAAUCACCUGAAUCAGGGCUAGAGACUAAGAGUGAUUAUGAAAGCUUUCCCCUGACUGAACCCAACGAAGCGAAGCGAAGUGAGACUCAAAGAACGAAGCGAAGACUGAGCGAGCUUCUCUUAGCACUGAGGACUGAAGUUACGGAACAAACCGAAGCUUUAGCUACAACUGUAGCGCGCGCUUUAGCUGCAUUAGCUGCAUUUCAAAGCUUUUAG